Malaclemys terrapin pileata is the source of this 3061-nucleotide messenger RNA. It is a transcript of the gene ZNF346, whose product is annotated as zinc finger protein 346. The record is from RefSeq and is a predicted model, not a curated record. Gene Ontology annotation, molecular function: zinc ion binding; double-stranded RNA binding. The coding region runs from base 234 to 1010 and encodes 258 amino acids. NCBI's taxonomy places the organism in Eukaryota, Metazoa, Chordata, Testudines, Emydidae. The transcript has 8 exons.
CGGGGCGCUCGGAGAAGAUGGCGGACGGGGCGGGUAGCAACGGGGACGCCGCGGCCUUGCCGGUGGGGAAGGAGGCAGAAUUGGCAUAGUCUGCAAUGGAUUUUCUUGGGCUGUGAAUUAUCAGAGUUGUGUUUCUGUGGCUGCCCAUCCCUUAACAUUGGACUGUUCUUAUUCGCUAGUGUACUAAAGGUGUAAAAUGCCUAUUGGCCCCUGCUCACUCUACAGUUGAUCGUAUGAUCAGAGAGAACAGCCACAUUUUCACAGACGCUCAAUGUAAAGUGUGCAGCGCAGUGCUCAUCUCAGAGUCCCAGAAGCUUGCUCAUUACCAGAGCAAAAAACAUGCAAACAAAGUGCGGCGGUACAUGUCGAUUCACGGCGAGGAGGAGCUCCGUCAGGGGAAGAAGAUAAAGCUGGAAACCAAGCAGGAGAGCAGCAAUGGAGAAGACAGGAACAAAUGCUGCCCCAUCUGUAACAUGACCUUUUCCUCUCCCGUUGUGGCCAUGUCUCACUACUUAGGCAAGACUCAUGCCAAGAACCUGAAGCUGAAGCAGCAGUCCCCCAGAGUGGAAGUAACGAUGCCUCCACAGAAAUGCCCAGCUAACUUCCCUCCUUCUGCUGUAUCUUCCAACGAGGAGAACCAGAACACUUCUGACCCAGACAAGUUCUGCAGCCUCUGCCAUGCCACUUUCAACAAUCCGCUCAUGGCAAAACAGCAUUACGUAGGCAAAAAACACAGAAAGCAAGAGACCAAACUCAAGCUGAUGGCACACUAUGGUCGUACUUCUGACGCACCUGCAUCCUCCUCCAUGGCUGGGAAGGGGUACCCCUGCAACACAUGUAAUAUAGUACUGAAUUCCAUAGAGCAGUACCAAGCUCACAUCAGCGGCUUCAAACACAAGAAUCAGAUGCCAGGAGCAGUGCCCAGCGUAGGACGGUUCCCAAGGCAGCAGUAUGUUCGGGAGGAGUCCACUGCCCCUGGGGGCUACAGUUACUUCAGCCAGGACUUCUAGAGCAAUCUGCAGCCUUGUUCUUGGAGCUGUCAGGGGCCCAAGAACGAGCAUUCUUUGCCAGCCCACAGUGGCUUCAUUAUCCCUCUGGAUAAGCAAAGCCGUUCCCUCCCGUGUGCGCCUGUCGAUCAGCCCCAGGGCUGGACGUCUCUUUGAUGAAGGAUCCAGCAGAAGCAGACAUUGGACAGCAGGACCUCGCUCCCCAAGAGCGGUUCUCAUUGUGCAGUCUCUUCCUGUGUGGCUGGUGGGGCGAGGAUGUGUCUGGUACAGGCAGGGUCCAACAGCCGCAGACAGCCUGUCUCAAGGACACCUCCUCCCUCACCUAGAACAAACAGCAUGGAAUUCCUGCAUCCGAUGAGCCAACACCCUGUGCCAGGGGGUAUCUGUCACCGAAGGAAGGCUCCUGGCUCUCCUAGGGCAAAUGGCUAGGAGGUGAGGUGUGGAUUGGACGCUUCGCUACACCGACAGAUUAGCCUUGCCCAGGCUUAGACUGGGAAAUCCUAGAGCCAUGUUUCUUCCUGCCCCCCUCCCCCAGUUGGGUUUGUGCACAAAGUUUCUUGGUCCGCUGACUGCCAGUAGGGUUUUUCUGUCGUUCUGCAGAUGUUGGUUCUGGAGUGUCAGAUUUAGUGGUCUCUUUCCAUAGCUACUAUGUCUGGCAUACAAAACCUGCUGCUAAAACAGGGAGCUGGCAGGGCCCUCGAAGAAGUAGAAAGUACAAGCUGCUGGGUCUCCAGAGAACUCUCAGGACCCCAUUGGCCUCCACUCCUGGCGCUUUUCACUUGAAAGGAAGGAAACUUUCAAACCCUCCUUGCACAAGUUUCUUUUACGUCAAACGUUCAUGUCCGUCUGGUAGAGGAAAUGGUUGAGUCAGGUGUUCUUCAUUCAAAACCUAAAGAUGGUAGCAAAUCUUGAUGUGGUGCUAGCAAGGCUGAGCUCCUUGGGAGAAUGCUCCCAGACUCGGUAGAGGAGACCCCCGAAGGAAGGGCUAAGGCGGCUUUGAAUCUCAGAUCACAUUUGUGUGGUAUUUUUUCCUUCAAUUGAGGUAUUUUCCUUUUGGUCUCUGCUAAGCUGCUGCACAGAGCUGCACACUCCCAGCUGGGCUGUCCACGUGUUCUGUCUGACAUCCCUUCCCUAUACCAGGCCUUGGCAAGCCCCCGUCUGGCUGUCCUCCCUCAUCUCAUCUCUCGUGAGGCUUGUGUUGGAUCCUGGGGCUUCCCACAUCUUGUGCAGGUCUGUCGUGCUGCUGACGUCCAUUUCUCUACAGGAGGGAGACGUGCCCAGCCUCUGCGAUGCAUUUGGACAGUGACUUCCAGGGCCGAUGGGCGGGAGUGUUACAGCUGUGGAUGCUGUAUGUAUGCCAAGGCUGGGGGGAGUGAUGGUUGGGCUAGAGGCGUUACUGCUUUGUGGAGGCACCGCUUCUCAGGUGGUUGGGAUUAAGAAUCCAGGCCAUUGACUUUCUCCCUGAGCCCUGUGUGAAGCAGCUCACGUUGGCAUAAGACUGGGAGCUGGCCUGGGCUCCAAGGCAUAUCCAAGGUGACCAGCACCAGGGAAGUGAACACACAAAGCAAGGGGACCACCUUGGAUGCUAAUCUCUGAGCUAGCACCUUCCCCGCCCCCAAUCCAGGCUGUAGCUCUCCUCGGCAGCCUAACCUGCGUUCACACUAGAAUAGGCGGCUGCCGCUCUGCCUAGCGCUUCCCAGUCCUGCCGUACUCGGGCGCCUGUAGGCUGCUUAGUGUCCCAAAGAGCCCGUCCAAACGUCAGACUCGCUAAUGAGCAGUAAACACUAACAGACUGAAGGAAACACUGUGCAUUGUGCACACUCCCAUACUGUGCUGCUUUCUAGCUAGCUCUAGUCUCAUUGUGCCAGUUUCCAGAGUGCCUGGCGGCAGGCAGGCACUGCGCGUUAUCACCAGCAUCACGGGAGCAGUGUGCGGCUCUGCUCCCGCCCAGUCUGGGAUACAACUCACUGCCAGUGCUGCCUCGUCGGAUAGUCAGUGUCUACGUAGCUGCUGUUUCCCCAGGAUAAGCUCUCAAUAGAGUGUUACUGUUUGUG